AUGGGAAAUAUCACAUGGGUGACAGAAUUCAUACUCACUGGAUUAACAGAGGACUCACAGUUGCAGCUGAUCCUCUUUGGGAUAUUUUCAGCUGUUUAUGCCAUCACCCUGGUGGGAAACCUAAGCAUGAUUAUCUUGAUCAGAAUUAGUCCUUCUCUCCACACACCAAUGUACUUUUUCCUUACCAGCUUAUCUUUUUUGGAUAUUUGUUACUCAUCCUGUGUCACCCCAAAAUUCCUAUCCAAUCUUUUAAAAGAGAAGAAGAUUAUUUCCUAUGGAGGUUGUCUUACUCAGCUUUACUUUUAUGCGCUACUUAGCACCAUAGAGGUCUACCUCCUAGCUGUGAUGGCCUAUGAUCGCUACGUGGCAAUCUGCAGUCCUCUACUCUACUUGAUGAUAAUGUCCCAAAGAAAGUGUGUUCAGCUGAUAACAAUUUCCUGCAUUGCUGGGAUCAUUAAUGCUUUCAUUCACACAAUGGCUGCAACUAGGCUGUCCUUCUGUGGCCCAAACAUCAUUAAGAGUUUUUAUUGUGAGGGUCCUCCCCUUUUAGCUCUUUCCUGCUCAGAUAUCAGUCUUAAUUACUUGCUGAUGUUUGUAUUUGUUGGCUUCAAUUUAAUAACAACAAAUCUGACUAUUCUCACCUCCUACACUUAUAUCUUGGUUACUAUUUUAAAGAUGCACUCUGCCAUGAGCCGUAGGAAAGCCUUCUCCACUUGUACCUCUCAUCUCAUGGUCAUCACCAUUUUCUAUGGAUGUUUUAGCUUUAUGUAUGCACGGCCAAGCUCUAGACCAAAUUAUAAUCUAGACCAGAUAGCCUCAGUGUUCUAUGUAAUGGUGACCCCCAUGCUCAACCCAUUAAUUUACAGCAUGAGGAACCAGGAAGUAAGGGGUGCCUUCAGAAAUAUCCUAAGAGGAAAAUUUCAUGUUCAAAAUAUGUGA
This is a messenger RNA of Protobothrops mucrosquamatus (brown spotted pit viper), 939 nucleotides long. RefSeq names its product olfactory receptor 1052-like. Bases 1 to 939 code for a protein of 312 amino acids. Gene Ontology annotation, molecular function: olfactory receptor activity; G protein-coupled receptor activity; odorant binding. Gene Ontology annotation, biological process: G protein-coupled receptor signaling pathway; sensory perception of smell. The transcript has a single exon. Lineage: Eukaryota; Metazoa; Chordata; Lepidosauria; Squamata; Viperidae. Gene Ontology annotation, cellular component: membrane. The record is from RefSeq and is a predicted model, not a curated record.